AUGACUCUGAUUGAGGGCGCCGCGUCUACGGCGUCGGAGUCGUCAUCAUCAAUGCAUUCUUACGACUAUGUGGGGGAUGGCGGGUGCCAGGACGAUGCUGGCCGGCAUAUGGACUCCUAUCGCAUCGUGAGUGCGCAUCUGACGCCUCAUUUCUGCCAGUCGCAUUGCGAUGCUGAUGCAGACUGUGUCGCGUACACAGCGGCUCCUGGUAAUUGCACGGUGUGGGGGCCUGACGAGUCCGCCGUGAUGGUCGGCUGGUAUUUCCAAAAGGGUGACGGAGCGACCAACGUGACCCGAGGGCAAAGCACUUCUCACGACCGUGGUCAAAUGACUGGCUUGUUCCACGUCGUUGAGACUGAUGCCGAGGUCUUCUGCAUGGUCAAGAGCACUCGCCUGACCGCGGCGAGCGUCGAGGGCGAGGGCGCCGGCUUCUGGGUGUUCGAGCUCAUCCUCCCCGUGCUCCUGGUCUGCGGCGCCCUCGUCGCCAUGAUGAUGUGCAGGCGGGGCGGCAAGAAGAGGUCCGACCCCGAGAACGAGCCUCUGGCCCACCAGAAGCCGGCCCAUGAGACGCUGCCCGCGAGCAUGUGGCUGAGUGGGAAAGACAAGAGGACGACAGAGAAGCCUUCCCUCGGAGCGAUGUCCGACCGCCCGACGACGCCGACAGGCGACGUCUGA
This is a messenger RNA of Prorocentrum cordatum, 675 nucleotides long. Lineage: Eukaryota; Dinophyceae; Prorocentrales; Prorocentraceae. The record is from the annotation of a GenBank genome assembly.